This is a messenger RNA of Aureococcus anophagefferens, 246 nucleotides long. RefSeq lists its product as hypothetical. The annotation marks the transcript as partial. The record is from RefSeq and is a predicted model, not a curated record. NCBI's taxonomy places the organism in Eukaryota, Pelagophyceae, Pelagomonadales, Pelagomonadaceae. The transcript has a single exon. Gene Ontology annotation, biological process: pyrimidine nucleotide-sugar transmembrane transport. Gene Ontology annotation, cellular component: Golgi membrane. Gene Ontology annotation, molecular function: pyrimidine nucleotide-sugar transmembrane transporter activity.
GGCCUCUGGUACGGCUUCGACUACAAGGCCAUGAUCUCCGUGGGCAACUCCGCCAUGGGCGGCCUCACGGUCGCCGCGGUCCUCAAGUUCGCGGACGCGGUCCUCAAGGGCUACGCGACGGCCAUCUCCGUGCUCCUCACGGGCGUCAUGUCCAUGCUCCUCUUCGGCACGUCCCUCAACGCCGAGUACGUCCUCGGCAUGGUCAACGUCCUCGCCGCCGUCAUCCUCUACAACGCCAAGAACCUC